This is a messenger RNA of Centruroides sculpturatus (bark scorpion), 828 nucleotides long. It is a transcript of the gene RpS3, whose product is annotated as 40S ribosomal protein S3-A-like. Gene Ontology annotation, molecular function: RNA binding; structural constituent of ribosome. The coding region runs from base 67 to 780 and encodes 237 amino acids. The transcript has 5 exons. The record is from RefSeq and is a predicted model, not a curated record. Gene Ontology annotation, cellular component: cytosolic small ribosomal subunit; nucleus. Lineage: Eukaryota; Metazoa; Arthropoda; Arachnida; Scorpiones; Buthidae. Gene Ontology annotation, biological process: translation; positive regulation of apoptotic signaling pathway.
AUAGUUAACUAUAGUCAGUGAAGUAUAAAGCAAAGGGAAUUCUGGGUCUUUCGUCUGUGUGUAAAGAUGGCGUCGCAAAUAUCGAAGAAGAGAAAGUUUGUUGCAGAUGGUGUUUUUAAAGCAGAAUUAAAUGAAUUCUUGCGUCGUGAACUUGCUGAAGAUGGAUACAGUGGAGUUGAAGUUAGAGUUACUCCAACACGAACGGAGAUUAUCAUCCUUGCUACCCGAACUCAAAGUGUAUUGGGAGAAAAGGGAAGGAGAAUAAGAGAAUUGACAUCUGUAGUUCAAAAGAGAUUUAACUUUCCUGAAGGAACAGUUGAGUUGUAUGCAGAGAAGGUUGCUUCUCGUGGUCUCUGUGCCAUUGCACAAUGCGAAUCUCUUCGGUACAAGUUGAUUGGAGGAUUGGCAGUACGAAGAGCAUGCUAUGGUGUAUUGAGAUUUAUUAUGGAAAGUGGAGCUAAGGGAUGUGAAGUUGUAGUUUCUGGGAAACUCAGAGGACAAAGAGCCAAGUCUAUGAAGUUUGUAGAUGGUCUGAUGAUUCAUAGUGGCGAACCCACUAAUGAUUAUGUUGAAACUGCUGUUCGUCAUGUUUUGUUAAGACAAGGUGUACUUGGCAUAAAAGUAAAAAUUAUGUUGCCAUACGAUCAGAACGGAAAGACCGGACCCAAACGACCAUUGCCCGAUCACGUAAGGAUUGUGGAACCAAAGGAGGAAGAUCAGCCACCACAACCCUAUAGUGAACCUAAAAGUGAUAAGCCAUCUGUAGUUGCACCAGUAUAAUGUAAUUAUUUUGGCAUUUCUAAUAAAAAUGAAGUUGUGGAACAAAUU